This is a messenger RNA of Tachysurus vachellii, 324 nucleotides long. RefSeq names its product structural maintenance of chromosomes protein 1A-like. The coding region runs from base 1 to 324 and encodes 107 amino acids. Lineage: Eukaryota; Metazoa; Chordata; Actinopteri; Siluriformes; Bagridae. The record is from RefSeq and is a predicted model, not a curated record. Gene Ontology annotation, biological process: sister chromatid cohesion. The transcript is spliced from 3 exons. Gene Ontology annotation, cellular component: nucleus; cohesin complex. Gene Ontology annotation, molecular function: DNA binding.
AUGCUUCACACUCUCAGAAAAUCCAACCUGAUGGACGCCAUCAGUUUUGUGCUGGCAGAAAAGACCAGUAACCUCCGUGUAAAAACACUGAAAGACCUGAUUCACGGUGCGUCGGUAGGAAAACCUGCAGGUAAACGUGCAUGUGUCGGUAUGGUGUACUGUGAGGAUAACGGACAUGAGCGCACAUUCACGCGAGUUAUAAUCGGUGCCUCAUCUGAAUAUCGGAUUGACAACAAGGUGGUAGGACUCUCAGAGUACAGUGAGGAAUUGGAGAAACUGGGAAUCCUUAUCAAGGCCAGGAACUUCCUAGUAUUUCAGGUAUAA